Messenger RNA from Hippopotamus amphibius kiboko, 1477 nucleotides. Its product is annotated as hypoxanthine-guanine phosphoribosyltransferase-like. The record is from RefSeq and is a predicted model, not a curated record. Gene Ontology annotation, molecular function: hypoxanthine phosphoribosyltransferase activity; magnesium ion binding. Gene Ontology annotation, biological process: IMP salvage; purine ribonucleoside salvage; guanine salvage. Bases 147 to 773 code for a protein of 208 amino acids. Lineage: Eukaryota; Metazoa; Chordata; Mammalia; Artiodactyla; Hippopotamidae. The transcript has a single exon.
GCGGGGGCGGCGAAGAGCGCUCGCGCGGACUUCUCGGCUUUCUCGUGCGGCGCCGCCUCCCGCCGCGCCUCCGCCUCCUGCUCGGCCCAGCCGCCGGCUUCCUCCUCCCCAGACUGCCCUCAGCCCGCGCGCCAGCCGGCUCCGUUAUGGCGACCCGCAGCCCCAGCGUCGUGAUUAGUGAUGAUGAACCGGGUUAUGACUUAGAUUUAUUUUGUAUACCUAAUCAUUAUGCUGAAGAUUUGGAAAAGGUGUUCAUUCCUCGUGGAUUAAUUAUGGACAGGACCGAACGGCUGGCUCGAGAUGUGAUGAAGGAGAUGGGAGGCCAUCACAUCGUGGCCCUCUGUGUGCUCAAGGGGGGCUAUAAAUUCUUUGCUGACUUGCUGGAUUACAUCAAAGCACUGAACAGAAAUAGUGAUAGAUCCAUGCCUAUGACUGUAGAUUUUAUCAGACUGAAGAGCUACUGUAAUGACCAGUCAACAGGCGACAUAAAAGUAAUUGAUGGAGAUGAUCUCUCAACUUUAACUGGAAAGAAUGUCUUGAUUGUUGAAGAUAUAAUUGACACUGGCAAGACAAUGCAAACCUUGCUUUCCUUGGUCAAGCAGCAUAAUCCAAAGAUGGUCAAGGUUGCAAGCUUGCUGGUGAAAAGGACCCCUCGAAGUGUUGGAUAUAGACCAGACUUUGUUGGAUUUGAAAUUCCAGACAAGUUUGUUGUAGGAUAUGCCCUUGACUAUAAUGAAUACUUCAGGGAUUUGAAGUCAUGUUUGUGUCAUUAGUGAAACUGGAAAAGCAAAAUACAAAGCCUAAGAUGAGAGUUGAAGUUGAGCUUGGAAACAUCUGGAGUCUCAUUGAAAUCACCAGUAAAAUUAUCAAAUGUUCUAGUUCUGUGGCCAGCUGCUUAGUAGAGCUUAUUGCAUGUAUCUUCUAAGAAUUUUAUCUGUUUUGUAUUUUAGAAAGGUCAGUUGCUGCAUUCCCGAACUCUUUAUUUGCACUAUGAGCCUAUAGACUAUCAGUUCCCUUUGGGUGGAUUGUUGUUUGACUUGUGAAUGAAAAAUCUCUUAAACCACACCACUAUUGAAUGAAAAUAUUGAAAUUGUAUCUGUAAGAAACAAAGAGAAGAGUAUAUUAGUUUUUUAAUUGGUAUUUUAAUUUUUAUAUAUUCAGGAAAGAACAGAAGGGAUUGAAUAUUGUUAUUAUACCACUGUGUGUUUAGAAAAGUAAGAAGCAGUCAGUUUCACAUCAGUGACAGCAUUUAGAGGUAUCGUUAUGUUGGAUAAACCGUACAUCCUGGAAUUACUUUAGUAGGUUUCAGUAGUAGUAACUGUGUUUUUCUGCUUGUUCAGAUUAUUUCUGGUGGAUCUUUGUCAACAGUUCCUUUUAAAUAUAGGUCAAUAGGUUCCAAAAACCUACCACUUUUUGAAUUCUUCAAUGUAAAAAACCCUUAAAAUAAAGGCUGUCUCUUUAAAAGAAAAAAAAAAAA